This is a messenger RNA of Metarhizium album ARSEF 1941, 3468 nucleotides long. RefSeq lists its product as uncharacterized. The record is from RefSeq and is a predicted model, not a curated record. NCBI's taxonomy places the organism in Eukaryota, Fungi, Ascomycota, Sordariomycetes, Hypocreales, Clavicipitaceae. The transcript has 2 exons. The coding region runs from base 1 to 3468 and encodes 1155 amino acids.
AUGUCCAGUCCCCGACGACUGCUGCUGCUGCCGCUGCCGCUGCUGCCGCUCUCUCCCACAGUCUUGGCCGCCGAGACGUCUCGCAGAAGCUCCAACCUCACCGUCCAACUGGCCGAGGUGGUGCCCGCCUGCGCAGAGGACUGCUUCAUCUCGUUCCUCGACGCAAACUACGGCCUUGGGCGGUGCGACGACGUCCCCUCGCUCGAGGACCUCUGCUCCACGGAUGGCAACACGGGCUUCACGGUCGGGGAGGGCGCGGUGCAGUGCAUGGCCGCCGAGCAGAGGCUGGGAGCGUGCUCCGGCAAAGAAGCCGACUCAUCGGCAAUGUAUAGAGCGUACCAGAUGUGCAGCGACCAGCCGGGCGCUCUCACGCCCACUCACGCCGUCAUCACGGCCACCUUGGCUGUGCCCUCCUCCGGGAGAGGACCCGUCUCGUAUCCCGCGCCUUGGAAGACGAGCACGGGGCCCUCGGCGAGACCGCAUCUCCCCUCGACGCGGCCUGUCGACACGCAUGCCCCGACAUCCACGCCGUCUUCGGGCUCCGAUACCACCUUGAGAACGGCCGUUGUGAGCACCACCACGGAGACCACGGGGACCAGCUCUUCUUCGUCAGAGCCCGCGGCGGCAGCUGCCUCCGGAGGGUCCCUGACCCCGGUCCAGAAGGCGGGCAUUGCUGUGGGCGUCAUCGGCUUUGCGGCCGUUGCCAUCGGGCUCCUGUUGCUGUUCAGGCUGCACAGGGCGAAGGGGAAGCGUCGGGGACACGCACCGCUGGCCGGUUCGCCACGGAGACGGGACUCCUGGGGAUACAAGUCUGACGAGAGCCGCCGACAAGGCAGCAGUGAGCCGUCGUGGAUGGCGAGUCCCGUCGGCCCGCCAGACGAUGCUGGGAGAGGACUCGGAGGAGCACAGUCACCGUCACCAAGACCGCAAACACAAGGGCCAAGACCAAAACCACCACCACCAAGGGCGUACAACCGAUCCAGUUGGCGCCCGAGCCUCAUAGGAGUAGCCCUGUCGCCCUCGCACGCCAGGCGUGCCGGCCACAUCACAUCAGCACCGCCGCCGCGGCCCGUGUCGAAACUGCUCCCCGCGAAGCCGAGUCUCUCGCCGGACAUCCCCAGGAAGCCGCCCACGCCUCCGCCAAAACAUACACCACCGCCCCCGGCGUCAUCCCUCCGGAGCCGGCCCGAGAGUCGCCCAUCGCCCGAGCACAGACGGAUCACAUCCCGGCCGCCGGUCCUGCCGAAGCUGCAGAUCCCCCGGGGCCACGACCUCCUCCACGUCCCCGGCUCGGCGAACAAGCCUCGCGAAAGCACAAUGACCGAGUUUGAAGAGGAUGGACGCCACUCCUCGACCGUCCUCUCGUCGGGGACUCAGCGCUGGAACGCGCCCUCUGCUGCGCCGCCCUCCUCCGCCGCGACCCAUCGCGUGGCUGACGGCCGCGGUAACUGGAUGCCCGGUGAUUCGAGUAGUGUGCAGGCUGCAGAAUUGGAGGGCACCACGCCGCUCGGCGCGUGUCCCGAGCUCUCUACGGGCAUGGCUGUCUUCCCAGCCGUGACGGGCGCCCCGGCAGAACAGCCGGGCCAAGGGGCCGCGAAGCGUCGUGCUCAUCGUCGCUCAUCGUCGGCCCCCUUGCCUCCCCAUCCCGCCCAGCAGUCCGUCAGGGUCGUCACCGAACCCCUCACGGCGCUCAACGACGGACAGGAUGAUGCCGUCCCGAGGCCCCUGUUCUCUGACGCGGGAGGGAAUCCGCGGAGCGCGACGACCUCCGCUGCCGCGCGGCAUUCCUCGGGGCGCAACCUGACAAAACCCCGCGUCGCAUCUGGGGACGGCGGAAUCACCAACAUCAGCGUCUCGUCCGACGAGCAUCGUGAGCCUCACCCGCCGAGGGUGUCGCAGGCAAACCUCUCACCCGUGACGGAGUCGCCCCGUCCAGCAAGCGGCGCCAAGUCCCCGGUGUCGUAUCCCAAGAUCCCCGGGAGGGAGAAUACCAUCAGCAGAAAGGAGACGUGUGCUCAGCCGCUGAGGAUGCCGAUUUUAUACAAGUCGGCCCACCACCGGACCGCCUCGGGAGGUAUAGGAAGCAGCGUCGCCAUGCUGACAGUCGGGUCUCUGGCCCCGAAUCCCAACCCGAACACGCCUCAGGGGACGAACCGUGCCGCCGGCACAGCGACGCUCACGACUGCGCCGGCGCCGAGUGCAUCCGAGCCCGUCGUUCCCUCCACGAGCAUCGUCACGGCCUCGCCUUACGCAGCGGUGGGCGCGCCUCGUGGGCCACGGCCGAUGCAGAAUCCCGCGCUCCCUCGCACCGGCUCUCCGACGAUGCGCAUCGUCGAGCCUUCCCCUGAGCCCGACGACGACGACAGGGCCAUGCUGCCGUCUGCCCGCCCUCGCCGCGUGCAGGCCCCGGAACAGUCACCGCCCCAGAGGCAACAGGCGCCGUUGCAGUCACUGCCCCAGGGGCAACAGGCUCGGUUGCAGUCUUGUCCAUUCCCGGCCCCCCAGCACCGCACUCAGCCGGAGCAUUCGACAGAUGCGCCAACCUCCCAGAAGCGGCAUCAACAACAGGAGGCAACGCCGGCCACCCAGCACCACCAUCGCCAACGACAUCAACAACAACAACAACAGCAACCCCGAGACACACGACCGCAGCAACCACACGCCAACCACCCACGACAGGAGCAAGCACAGCCGCAGUCACAGCCGGCCCCCAUCCCCCAACUAGCUCCGGCGCAGCAAGCCCGAGGGCCAGACGCGCCCAACUGGAUCUCCGGGCUGCCCGCGCACCCUCACCCCCUCCGCCGCCCCCAGCACACGAGCACGCUCUGGCUGCCGCCGCAAGCCCGCACGCGCGACUCGCGCAAGCGGCGCGGGACGAUAGAGACGGAGCCAGACCACCACGGACAGUCCCCCAUGCGGCCUUCGCGACAGCCAGCACCGCCGCGGCACGCCCCGAUCCAGCCGCGUCUGCAUCAUCGUCGAGACGCGGGGACCCCGCCGCCCUUCAGCAUCCUUCAGCAACCGCAGGACCAGACUCCAGGAGAGCCACACCGACGGGAGACGUACAUUCACCCCCGUCAGCAACACGCCUAUCCGUGCCCCGACCCCCGGCCCUAUCCAGACCAGGGUCCAAGCCAUCACCAUCCCGCGUUCUGCCCUCGGCAACAACCGCCUCAAGAUGCGUUCUUUCAGCAGCAGCAGCAGCAGCAGCGGCAACCACCCCAGGCCACCAUAGUUGCCAAGCGCCUUGGUCACGACCGGGCCGUCGACAUGUCUAUAUCGACAGACUACGCCUCCUGGGCGAGCAGUUCGAGGAACCGGCACCCGACGAGCGGCGGGCCCGUGUGUCCAUCCCCAGAGGUCAUCACCCCAGGGGCACGCUCGGGGGACCUGCCUUGGACGCCGACGUGGUUGCCCAGGUUGACUCCUACGAGGCGAGGCGCUGAUUUGUACCUCAAUGUCCACUGA